Messenger RNA from Mucor mucedo, 1377 nucleotides. Its product is annotated as Frag1/DRAM/Sfk1. The transcript has 7 exons. NCBI's taxonomy places the organism in Eukaryota, Fungi, Mucoromycota, Mucoromycetes, Mucorales, Mucoraceae. Gene Ontology annotation, biological process: GPI anchor biosynthetic process. The record is from RefSeq and is a predicted model, not a curated record. Gene Ontology annotation, cellular component: endoplasmic reticulum membrane; Golgi membrane. Bases 363 to 1082 code for a protein of 239 amino acids.
GUCUAUGACUAAUAGCCAGGUCAACGAUGAAAAAAAAAUUAAUUUUAUUUAUCUCCCUAUCACCGCGAUAACAUCUAUUGCUACACAACGGAAAAAGAGGGUAGGUAUUACAAUGGAGUCAUCCCAUUUAUUAUUACAAAGUGUCAACGAUACAUUCUCACGAACCAAUGCCAAACCACAUGCGCUGUUGACAGGCACAACACGUUAUUAUUUUUUUCGUAUCAAUUAAAUAAUGACGAAGGCUACUGAUCUUAAAUAGGUCAUUUUCUAUGUUACACGGUAUAACCGCAUAUUUGGAAAUAUACCCCUUGCUAUUUGUUACCUUUAUUCCCUCCUUUUUUUUUUUUUUUUUUGAAAUUUAAAUGAACACUCGACCCCAAAAAUAUACUGUAGCCCAGAUCCCUGCAAGGUACAUUACGUAUUUGCAUACAGUAUGCGCUUCUAGUGCAUUUUUAGUUGCAUUAGUGGUUGGUUGUUAUACACAUUAUCACAAGAUUGUACAAAAUGAAUACUUUGGAUAUCCUGAGGAAUGGUUUCCCAGUGUAAGUGCAACAACUGGAGAUCGUUACCCGGCGCGUGCAUUAUUUCAAAUCUUGAUUGCGUUGACUGCAGGCCCUCGAUUUGCGCUUGUACUUUUAUGGUAUGUUUGUUCUAAUCAAUCCAGCAAAACCUUGUUGUCAAUAGGUCUUAUUCGUAAUAUUGCUUGUGGUGGCUGGGUUUUCAUUACGUCAACAGACGAUCAUCGUAUCCACAAUAUUGCUAUGAUUAUCUAUGUAUUAUGUACUUUACCUUGGCAACUGGGUGUAUUAUACACAUCACCCAAAAACCACAUCUCGGUAAAGCGAAGAAAAUAUCUAACAACUUUAUUUUUUGGAACCUUGCCUCCCAUGAUUUAUUACUUUGUGCAACAUAAAAUCCACCGCAUUCCAGGAGCUUACACGACGUACGCUUUCUUCGAGUGGUCAUUGAUAAUCUAUGAUAUUGCUUUUGACGCGGUGACUUCUUUGGAUUUCGAAAAAUUUGACGUGAAAGUAACACGUAGAAAGACUGACGAAUGGCAAAAAGAAAAGGAGAUUGUUUAAAAAUAAAAUAAAUUCAAAACGUUGUGUGCCACUCGGUGGCUCAUGUCACUUUGUGCUACUACACUACAUCAAAGAAAGCCUACAGGUACAUUAUUAGUCAUGACAUCUUUUUCGACGUUACUUUCACUUGUAGAAAUUGCGGAAUUAUAAUACAAAAAACCCCACAUUGAUAAAUGACUAACAAUGACAACGAAUGUUCCACAAUCCUGAAAGUUAACCCGUGUCAACGUUUCAAACUGAGUAAAUAUUUAGAAAAAUUUCAAGUGAUGAACGUGAGACUAAAGCAUCACUCAAA